Molecule: messenger RNA, 3112 nt
Organism: Pelodiscus sinensis (Chinese soft-shelled turtle)
Lineage: Eukaryota; Metazoa; Chordata; Testudines; Trionychidae
Gene: NLRX1
Product: NLR family member X1
Molecular function (GO): protein binding
Source: RefSeq, a predicted model, not a curated record
AUUAUGCGGGUGCUGCUGCUCCCCAGCUCUGCACCAGGUGCUGGGAGCAGCUCCAUGCUCGGGAGGAUCCUUCACACCACGGGCAGGCCGUGCACCAAAGCCUCCCCCCUCAGGAGUUUUGCUCGCUACCAAGGAGGAUUCCAGGAGAAGGCAUCUCAGCCGGGCUCCACCCGGCAUGGCCAGAUGGCCCUGAGGAACGUGGCUUCUUCGGAUGCCAUCCAGAAGCACCGGAAGAGCCUGUCAGACUGGUUCAGCCACCAGCCCAGUGAGGAGAGGCAGUUCGGCCCGUCCUUCUCGCUGGACACCGUCCACGUGGACCCGGUCAUUCGGGAGAGCUCCCUGGAGGAGAUCCUGAAGCCCUCGCCCGAGCUGACCAUCGUGAACCAGCUCCAGUCCCCCUGCAGCCGGACCAUCGGCCUCCAGAACCUCUUCGAUGCGGACGCCUGCGGGCAGCGGGUGAAGAACGUGGUGCUCUACGGCAUGGUGGGCACGGGGAAGAGCACCCUAAUCAAGAAGAUGGUGGUGGACUGGUGCCACGGGCGCCUGCCCCGCUUUGAGCUGGUCCUCCCCUUCUCCUGCGAGGACCUGUCCCAGAGCCACGCACCCGUCUCGCUGCAGCGCCUCAUCACCAAAAAGUACCUGCACCUCAAGGACGUGGUGCCGCUGCUGGGCUCCACCAACCUCCGGGUGCUCGUCGUCCUUACCGGCCUGGAGCGGCUCAAUUUGGACUUCCGUCUGGCCGGCACGGAGCUGUGCUGUGACCCCCAUGAGCCCGUGCCUCCCUCCGCCAUAGUGGUCAACCUGCUGAGGAAAUACAUGCUGCCAGAGGCCAGCAUCGUCGUCACCACGCGUCCCUCCGCCGUGGGCCACAUCCCCAGCAAGUACGUGGGCCGCUACGCCGAGGUCUGUGGCUUCUCCGACACCAACCUCCAGAAGCUGUACUUCCAGAUGCGCCUGAGCCAACCCGGGUGCGACAGCAGCGGGAACAGCGGCCAUGCCGAGAGCAACUUGGCCGAGCAGGACAAUCUGGUGGAGAUGCUCUCAAGGAACCUGGAGCGCCACAACCAGAUCGCGGCGGCUUGCUUCCUGCCCUCUUACUGCUGGCUGGUCUGCACCACCCUGAACUUCCUCUACUUCACCAAGUCGGUGCCUCCACCGCAGACCCUGACAGGCAUCUACACCAGCUUCCUGCGGCUCAACUUCAGCGGAGAGGUCCUGGACAGCACCGACCCCACCAACAUCUCCAUGAUGAAAUACGUGGCCAAGACGGUGGGCAAGCUGGCCCACGCGGGGGUGAUGUCCCGCCAGACCUGCUUCUCUGAGGAAGACCUGCGGAAGUGCUUCGAAGUGGAGAUGAGGACCGAGAGUGAGCUCAACCUCCUCAAUAUUUUCCGCAGCGAUGUCUUCCGCUUCUUCCUCACGCCCUGCGUCCAGCCGGGCAAGGAGCACACCUUCGUCUUCACCAUCCCCGCCAUGCAGGAGUACCUGGCGGCCCUCUACGUGGUGUUGGGUGAGAAGAAGACCCUGGCGCAGCGGGUGGGGAAGGAGGUGUCCGAGGUCAUCAGCAAGGUAGGUGAGGACGUAGCACUGGUGCUAAGCGUCGUCUCCAAAAUCCUGCCCCUGCGCAUCUUGCCUCUGCUCUUCAGCCUCCUCAAGAUCUUCCCUCGCUUCUUCAGCCGGCUCAGUGGCAAGGACCGCGACACCAUUGCCCACACUGUAGCUGUGGAGAUGUUCAAGGAGGAGGACUCCUUCAAUGAUGACGUGCUAGACCAGAUCAACUCCAGCAUCUUGGGGAUGGAGGGCCCCUUGAGCCACCCCGACGAGGCCCCGGAUGACGAAGUCUUUGAGCUCUUCCCCAUCUUCAUGGGAGGGCUCCUGUCACGCCGCAACCGGGCCAUCCUAGAGCAGCUGGGCUGCUCCAUCCAGAACUUGGCGGCCUUUGAGAUCGCCAACGCCAUGAAGAAGACCGUGAUCAGGAACAGCCACAAAUGGCUGCCCUCAUCGGAGCUGAUGGACUACUUCGUCUUCCUGCAUGAGUUCCAGAAUGAUCGCUUCACGGCCGAGGCCAUCCGCUCCCUCAAGGCCAUCAACCUCUCCUCCGUCAAGAUGACCCCGCUCAAAUGCUCCAUCCUGGCCUCCGUCAUGGGCACCACCAGCCAUGAGGUAGAGGAGCUGAAUCUGGCCUCCUGCCACCUCGACCUCAACAGCCUGAGGAUUCUUUUCCCUGUCCUGUUACGGUGCCGGACGCUCCAUUUGCAGCUCAACAGCCUAGGCCCUGAAGCCUGCAAGGAGAUCCGGGACCUGCUCCUGCAUGACAAGUGUGUGGUGAGCACCCUGCGGCUCUCGGACAACCCCGUGACUGAGCAGGGAGCCAAAUACUUGGCUGAGGCCAUUGCAGGCAAUCGCUCCCUGACGCACCUGUCCCUGCUGCACACCUCCCUGGGGAACCAGGGCGUGGAGGUGAUCACUCGGCAUCUGGCCCAAAACCAGCACCUCAAGGAGCUCAACGUGGGCUACAAUUCGGUGACGGACGAGGCCGCCCUGGCGCUGGCGGAGGUGGCCAAGAGGCAUGCGACGUUGAAGGAAGUGCACCUGUAUUUCAACGACAUCAGCGAGGAGGGCAAGCAGGCCCUGCAUGCGCUGCGCAGGGACCGCGACGGUGUCCAGGUGCUGGUGUUCCUCACGGCGGGCACCGACGUCUCCGACGACUGGGCCCUCAUCCUGAGCGUGGUGCAGAAGAACCUGCCCAUCUGGGACCGCGAGCGGGUCCAGCAGCACCUCGCCCGGCUGCUGCAGGACCUGGAGUGCAGCCGCCGGCAGACCGGCAACCCCUGGAAGAAAGCCAAGUUCCUGCGGGUGGAGAGCCAAGUCAAGAAGAUGCUGGUUAAAAUCCAGCAGGGGACCCACUAGCGCCCCCCUUGCCUCUCCCGGGGGCCUCGCGUCCCAGCAGGAGGGGUGGGUAUAGGGGGGGGGGAGUGCUGGAGGGGGUCACUCCGAACCAUUUCCCCCACAGCAGCGUUUGCUUGGGUGGCUGGGAACACUGGGGAGAAGACGUUGGGGACUCUGCGGGGAGCAGAUGGUUACUUGCGGCUCUACAGAGUCGGGGGGGGGG